Messenger RNA from Andrographis paniculata, 1666 nucleotides. RefSeq names its product pectin acetylesterase 10. Gene Ontology annotation, cellular component: plant-type cell wall. Lineage: Eukaryota; Viridiplantae; Streptophyta; Magnoliopsida; Lamiales; Acanthaceae. Gene Ontology annotation, biological process: cell wall organization. Bases 178 to 1452 code for a protein of 424 amino acids. The transcript is spliced from 12 exons. Gene Ontology annotation, molecular function: pectin acetylesterase activity. The record is from RefSeq and is a predicted model, not a curated record.
UGCCUUUUUAGAUAUCUCUGCAACAAUCAUUUUUACCUUCACCACUAAAUCAAUCACAGAUACGGAAAAACCACAUUCUUCUUGAGCUCCCAAUACCCAAUACUUGUGCCCACCCCCAUUUGGCUCUUUUUCGUUAUCUUCUUCUUCCUUUCUGUGCCUCCUUUUCAAGAUUCGUUCAUGGGGAGGAUUUUGAGAUUCUGGGCUUUGAGCUGUGCUCUGCUCUUUUUCGGAAAUUGCGGUGCUAGAGAUUUCACACCAUUUGGUACCAACAGCAGGAAUGAGUCGACGACGUUGUUGGAGACGAUAAUGUCCUCGUCAGUAAAUCAUCGAGUGUCUGCCCCUCCCGACGCUCUAAUGGUGGGCCUUACACUUAUCCAAGGAGCUGCUCCUAAGAGGGCUGUAUGUCUGGAUGGAACUUUACCGGGCUAUCAUUUGCAUCGCGGGUUCGGGAUGGGAGCCGACAGCUGGCUCGUCCAUUUAGAGGGUGGGGGGUGGUGCAACAAUAUCAGGUCAUGUGUGUACCGUAAGACGACUCACCGCGGGUCGUCGAAUUAUUUUGAAAAACUAAUUCCAUUUACCGGGGUGCUUAGCAACAAGGCAGAGGAGAAUCCAGAUUUCUUUAACUGGAAUAGAGUGAAGAUUCGAUAUUGUGACGGGGCUUCCUUUGCCGGGGACAGUGAAGAUAAGGCUACAGGGUUGCAGUUUAGAGGACAACGGAUAUGGCUUGCGGCAAUGGAAGAUCUGAUGUCUAAAGGAAUGCGCAACGCCAACCAAGCGCUUCUUUCGGGCUGCUCCGCCGGUGGAUUGGCUACGAUAUUGCAUUGCGAUGAAUUCAAAAGUUUGUUUCCUCAAAGCACCAAAGUAAAGUGCAUGAGCGACGCGGGAUUGUUUAUGGACGCCGCCGAUGUAUCAGGCGGACAUACACUCCGAGGUUUCUUUGAGGGCGUCGUGAGCUUGCAGGGUGUCGGGAGAAACCUGCCUAGUGGUUGCACUGACCAUCUCGACCCGACUUCUUGCUUCUUCCCGCAGAACUUAAUUUCCAAUGUCCGAACUCCGCUCUUUAUUCUCAACGCUGCUUACGACUCGUGGCAGGUUCAAGCGAGUUUGGCUCCUCCGACAGCCGAUCCUCACGGAAACUGGCACAAUUGCAAGCAAAACAAUGAACUAUGUUCCGAAUCACAGAUACAUUUUUUGCAAGGUUUUAGAAAUGACAUGCUGAGUGCGGUGAAAGGCUUUGCAGGCUCGAGGCUAAACGGGAUGUUUAUUAAUUCUUGUUUUUCUCAUUGCCAGUCGGAGAGGCAGGACACUUGGUUCGCCGACGAUUCCCCCCUUCUUAACAAUAUGCCGGUCGCGAUUGCCGUGGGAAACUGGUUCUUCGAUCGACAAAGUGUCAAGGAAAUUGACUGCGCGUAUCCGUGCGAUCGGACAUGUCACAACCUGGUAUUCAAAUGAAUCCGUUGGAUGGAUGUGUGAGACUCGAUGGAUCGAAUUAUAUACGUAUAUGAAUAUGUAUAUGAUUUAGUAUUCUUGCCGCGAUAAUUGAUUAAUGGUGGUGUUGUUAGUUAAUGUGUUGUAUUUUGAACGGCAAUGAAAUCCCAAUUGCCGAUUCAUGAUUCUUUGUGUAAUUGUUGUGGAAAACUCCUUCAAAUGAAAAUUAUUUGAACAA